Colletotrichum truncatum is the source of this 2067-nucleotide messenger RNA. Its product is annotated as C6 zinc finger domain protein. The record is from RefSeq and is a predicted model, not a curated record. Gene Ontology annotation, molecular function: DNA-binding transcription factor activity, RNA polymerase II-specific; zinc ion binding. Gene Ontology annotation, biological process: regulation of DNA-templated transcription. Lineage: Eukaryota; Fungi; Ascomycota; Sordariomycetes; Glomerellales; Glomerellaceae.
AUGGCUCACCACCAGAGUCAUCCUUUCACGAGCGCCGACUCUAUGCAGAGCCACCUACGUCGACUAGCGUCCAACAACGCGCAUUCCGCUUCAGCAGCUCCCAGAUCUACAUCUACCCAACCUCAGACAGUUCCCACAAUGAUGGACCAACAAAUGACGGUCCCCAGUGAUGCCCCAAAGGGGUCUUUGCACCCUCCAGCUCCAUCUUCAGGUCGGAAAGGGUCCAAAAAGGUUCGGACUGGAUGCAUCACUUGCAAAAUUCGCAAGGUAAAGUGUGACGAGGCCAGGCCUGUCUGUGUCCGCUGCACCAAAACCGGUAGGAAAUGCGACGGGUACCUUUCCCCUCGGCAGUCGUCCAACAGAAACGGCAGCGGCAGGGCUAUUUCCAGCUCGGAAGUCAUCCGUUUAAGUCCUCCCUUGUCGCCUUUCGCCGACUGGGUUGGUGGAGUUCGUGAGCAGCACGCCUUUGAUUUUUACCGUAGCUUCUCAGCCCCCUCCAUCUUCAGCGAUGACAGCAGCAGCUCGACGCUGUGGAAGAAGCUGGUUCCUCACUUUUGUCAUGCUGAGCCCGCCAUCCGCCAUGCCGUGUUGGCCAUCAGUAGCCUUCACGAGUCGCUCUCGCUAGCCAAGCCCGUCAACACCGAGUCGAAUGAGGUUCCGGCAACCGAGAGAUGGGGCGGGGUGCCUUCCAACACAUUUGCUGCGGAGCAGUACGGAAAGGCGCUGAAAUCUUUGCAGGAGUGGAAGCCAACCGAUUCGACAGCCAUUACAGUGCCCCUGUUGGCCUGUCUGCUAUUCAUCUGCAUUGAGUUCAUGCUAGGCGACGAAGAUGCCUCGCAAAUCCAUAUAAAUCAGGGCCGGCUCAUUCUUUCCCAAAUCGGCUCCGGAAUGCAGAGCGGUGAUGUGGACGUCAUCAAGAAGCACUUUGUACCCAUCUACAGCCGACUGAGCUUGGCUUCUUUCCUAUUUGGAAGUAAUCCUGCCGAGAUACCCUCCAAUCUGCGCUCCAGCUCCGCGACAAACCUAUACUUUGUGUCAGUUGAAGAGGCCGAGGUCGCGCUGUACGAGCUCAUCGAUGAAGGGCUACGGUUAAGCAAAAAGGCCAAGGUGGCGGUGUACUCGCGACCGAGAGAUGAUCCGAUACUGCAGUCGCUUCAACGGCAACAGGAGGAAUAUCUCGCGAAGCUCAAUCGGUGGCAUGUCGCCUUCACUAUUGUUGCGGCAUUGCACGAUACGAAACGAUCUGGGAAGAUAUGCUUGGUCUACUACCACACUGCAAAGAUCUAUGUCAGCACCGCGCUGUCGCCCUUUGAGACGGCAUAUGACGACCAUAUAUCCUCUUUCACCGCCAUCAUCAGUCUUUCAGCUGAAAUUCUUCAGUAUUGCAGGAAGUCUGCCGAAAAUUCCUUAAUUGCGUCUAUGCCAGUACCGAGGUUCAUCUUCGAUACAGAGAUCAUCCCACCGCUUUAUUACACCAUCGUUAGGUGCAGGCAUCCGAUGCUGAGGCGUACAGCAGCGGAGCUUCUGAGCCAAGACGCUAUCGCAAACCGGAGAGAGAACUUAUGGGACGCGCACAUGUCGGCAGAGGUUGGCAAACGGAUCAUGGCCAUCGAGGAGAACUCGGUACAUCGCGAAGCAACAGACCUUGAAACGACGAAUUGGGAUACGACAUUUCAGAACAGCCUCGAAGAUUCCGUCAACCUCUAUCCUACAUCUGAACUGGCAAGUGAAGUUAGCGUGCCGUACAUGCAAUACCCACAAAUUCCAAAAGCCAUGAAUCACCAGUCAAACAUGGCGCAUGAGUUAGCGAAGGACUUUGCACAGAGCAGGCAGGAUACGCCCGGGUCUGUAUCUACCGGAACAUCGACAGUAUCAUCGGGUAGUGAAAACAGCUGGGCCUCAAGUCGCCUCGAGCCACCGUUUGAUCUACCCGAGUAUGCGAGGGUGAAGAACACACUGAUAGACCACGAGUCGUUACGUGGCAGCUGGAUAACCAUUUUUAUGGACCCUGAGGAGGCAGGUGCACAGCAUUGGAAGAUUACAAAAGAGUUUGUAAAAGUGCGGUGA